Coffea arabica (coffee) is the source of this 1216-nucleotide messenger RNA. Its product is annotated as universal stress protein PHOS32. NCBI's taxonomy places the organism in Eukaryota, Viridiplantae, Streptophyta, Magnoliopsida, Gentianales, Rubiaceae. The record is from RefSeq and is a predicted model, not a curated record.
UGAGGCUUAAAAUUGCAUGGUAAAGAUCACUACAACCUUAGCAACUUUGCAAAGGCAAAAAUUAAAUCCAUACAAACUCAAGCAACCACCACCACAUUCAUGAGUUCUCAACAAGAAAACGACCACCACCACCCCAACCUCCUUCCACCGGUCCAAGUCAAGCCUCCGCCCACCUCCCCAGCCUUCUCAAUCACCUUCUCCACCCCAACAUCCGUCAGCCCUUUGACCCCAACCCACCGCCGUAUCGCCAUUGCCGUAGACCUCAGCGAUGAAAGCGCUUUCGCCGUGAAAUGGGCAAUCGAAAACUACCUCCGCCCGGGCGACGCAGUCAUCCUCCUCCACGUCCGCCCGACCUCCAUCCUCUACGGAGCUGACUGGGGGUCCAGCACCCCCACCUCCACCGUUACACCUCCAUCCUCUCCUUUCCAAGCCCACGCCACCUCUCACGACCAAAAACUCGAAGAAGAUUUCGAUAACUUGACGAACUCGAAGGCCACAGGCUUAGCACAACCAUUAGUAGAGGCCCACGUGCCAUUCAAGAUUCAUAUAGUGAAGGAUCAUGAUUUGAAGGAGCGGCUGUGUUUGGAGGUGGAAAGGUUGGGGUUGAGCGCGGUGAUCAUGGGGAGCAGAGGCUUUGGGGCGUCGAGGAAGAAUAGUAAAGGCAGGCUUGGGAGUGUGAGUGAUUAUUGUGUGCACCAUUGUGUGUGCCCGGUGGUGGUGGUGAGAUAUCCUGGGGACAACAAUGAAGGCAGAAAUGGCGGUGUUGAGGUUGUGAAGAAGACGGCUGCCGUGAUUAAUGAGGCGGUGCUCCACCCUCUUCCAGAGGAGGAGCAUGAAACGAACGAAGAAGAUGCAUGACCUGUUGCUAUAAGAAGUUAGAUAUGGUUUUAACAAAAGCAGAUGUUUGUAUUAAAUGAAUUCCUGUUUUCCCCAUUAUUUUCUGAUUUUGAUCACCUUGCUCUUUUCUUCUCCAAAAAAAAAAAAAAAUCUUGGAUUUUCAAGUUGUCCGCAUCUUUGUUUUUGAAUAGCACCAUAAGCAUAGUAUGUACUACAUAGAUAUACAAAUGUACUGUAUAAUAUACAGUAUAUGUGUGUAUAGGUUAAAUUGUCUGUAUAACAUAGCUUUUAUUCAGAGUUACCUCAAGAGAUGUAGAAUUGGAUGAUAUUUUUAUCCUAAGGCAGUGAUUAACAAGUCAAAAUACUCGAGUUUUCCACA